AUGUCAUCUUCCCCGAUCAACCUCAACGACGGCACCAUCAUCCCACCGAUUGGCUUUGGGACAGGGACCGGCCUGUACGGCUCAGAAUGUGCCGAUCUCGUUCUUUCCGCUCUGAACGCAGGAUACAGAUACCUCGACUCUGCACAGAUGUACCGUAAUGGGAGCUCUAUCGGGGAGGCGCUCAAGAGAUGGGAGGGUGGGAGUAGGAAGGACGUGUAUAUUGUGACCAAGUUCGGGCAAGAUGGGCUCAAGGAGGAGGAUUGGGAGCCUCGGAAGGUCCUCAAGGAGCAGAUGAAGCUGAUGGGCGUUGAUCAUGUUGACCUAUACCUGAUCCACAGCCCACUGUUCGCCAAGCCGAACCUACAAGAAUGCUGGAAGACCAUGGAAGCGCUUCAGAAGGAAGGCCUGACCAAGUCGAUUGGGGUCAGUAACUUCCGCGAAGAGGAUAUCUUGGAGAUCAAGAAGGUGUGGACUGUCCCUCCUACGGUCAACCAGAUCGAAUACCAUCCCUACGUGUACCACGCGCCGAACAUGCUCCGCCUCCGAUCCCUGAUGGACGCCCACGAUAUCAAGAUUGAGGCAUACGGACCUCUUACCGCUCUGUUUAGGUCCACGGGCGGGCCGGUCGAAAAAGUGAUACGCGGCAUUGCGGAGAAACACGGGUCGACCGAGGCGCAGGUCCACUUGGCUUGGGCAAAGCAGUACGGUGACGGAGUCAUUGUGACUACCUCCCGUAAUGAAGGACGGCAGAAGGAGCAGCUCGCUUCACUCGACAAGGUGACUCUCACCGCGGACGAAGUGGAACAGAUCGCUCAGGCGGGUAAGGGCCGUUUCUUCCGUUUCUUCAUGAAGCACAUAUGGGACGAGGCGAAGCCAUGA
Molecule: messenger RNA, 879 nt
Organism: Dioszegia hungarica
Lineage: Eukaryota; Fungi; Basidiomycota; Tremellomycetes; Tremellales; Bulleribasidiaceae
Product: NADP-dependent oxidoreductase domain-containing protein
Exons: 8
Coding region: 1-879 (292 amino acids)
Cellular component (GO): cytosol
Molecular function (GO): aldose reductase (NADPH) activity; oxidoreductase activity, acting on NAD(P)H as acceptor
Source: RefSeq, a predicted model, not a curated record